UGUUAGUUGUUGAUGUUGAAGGUGGAUGAUGAUGCAGAGGAGCCCAAGAUCUCCGUCGUCGUCGUCGUCGCAGCCGUAUUUGUCAGCCUCCGUCACCGAUCCAGUCAAAUCAGGCAAUGGCGUUCAGGCUUACAUCUCUUACAGAGUCGUCACCAAGGCUUUCAUUCUUAUAGCUUGCGACAUUAUGUAAAUCGUGUGAUCAAGGAUAGCGUUACACCCUGAGCUUCAGCAGAGUGAGGAUCUUAGGACCUUUUUGCAAGCUGAUGAAGAGACAAUGGAAAGAUUCAGGUUUCAGGAAACUGGUAUAUUCAAGACCAAGCCUGCUGAUCUUAUGCAAAUGUUUUGGGAUGUGCAAUCAAAAGUUAGUGAUGCUGUCCUCGGAAAGGAAAAACCUGUCGAAGAAACUACUCCUGAAUACGAGAAGCUUAAACACUACGUUUUCGAGCUUGAGAACCACUUAGCUGAGGCUCAGAAGCAUGCAUUUCGCCUCGUCAAGAGGCAUAGAGAACUGGGUCAGUCACUGUUGGAUUUUGGCAAAGCUGUAAAACUUCUUGGGGCUUGUGAGGGUGAACCUACAGGAAAAGCAUUCUCCGAUCUUGGAACUAAAUCCGAACUGCUAUCGAUUAAGCUCCAGAAAGAGGCUCAACAAGUUUUGAUGAACUUUGAGGAACCGUUGAAGGACUAUGUACGCUAUGUGCAAUCCAUCAAGGCGACAAUAGCAGAACGAGGCACUGCAUUCAGGCAACAUUGUGAAUUGGCAGAAACAACAAAGUUAAAGGAAGUAAACCUUGACAAACUAAUGCUCACACGUUCUGAUAAAGUAGGAGAAGCAGAGAACGAAUACAGAGAGAUAAAAGCAGAAAGCGAGGAAGCAACGAUAAGAUUUGAGAAGAUAGUGAAGAGAAUGAACGAGGAGAUAGUGAGGUUCCAAGAACAGAAGACGGAAGAGAUGGGAGUUGCGUUUCAUCAGUUUGCCAAAGGACAAGUUCGCUUAGCAAACGGUGUCGCUGAUGCUUGGAGAUCUCUUCUUCCAAAACUUGAAGCUGUUUCUUCUUCUGUUUAAAACAAAACUUGGCCGUGUCUUUUUUGUUGGUUUCUAACAGUUUCUGGUGUAUUUUUGUCAACUUCAACGUUAGUAACUUUGUUCGUUUUCUUCCACUUGUAAAAAUACAGAUCGAGAGCAUCACAUGUUGAGAUUGAGAUUUGAGAGCAUGGUAAGACUUCUAAACCA
Molecule: messenger RNA, 1231 nt
Organism: Raphanus sativus (radish)
Lineage: Eukaryota; Viridiplantae; Streptophyta; Magnoliopsida; Brassicales; Brassicaceae
Product: sorting nexin 1
Cellular component (GO): endosome
Molecular function (GO): phosphatidylinositol binding
Source: RefSeq, a predicted model, not a curated record